Durio zibethinus is the source of this 4481-nucleotide messenger RNA. RefSeq lists its product as uncharacterized. Gene Ontology annotation, molecular function: protein binding. Gene Ontology annotation, cellular component: cytoplasm. Lineage: Eukaryota; Viridiplantae; Streptophyta; Magnoliopsida; Malvales; Malvaceae. The record is from RefSeq and is a predicted model, not a curated record.
AAAAAAAAAGGAAAAUCUAGAAAAACCAAAAUUACUUAAAAAAACAAAAAUUGUAAAAUUUUUUCUUUCUCUUCUGUUCUGCUAUCUUCAGCCCCAAAUUAAAAUUCCAAUAACAUUCACAAAAAUUUCAAUUUCAGAAUUUCACCUUUUAAAAAUCCUUCUUUUCAUCUCUAUACAAAAAGGAGUAACUUGGGUAUUUCUCCUUUUCAGUUUUUGAUUUUUUUUUCUUUUGUGAACACUUCUCUUCUUUUCUUUUUUUGUUGGGUUUUCUUGAAAGGUGGGGUUUUGUUUACUUUCUUUUAUAGUUAUUCUUUUCUUUGAUUCUUUGUCCAUCAUUUUUUCCCUUAACUUCUUUACCAGAUUCCCCACCUGGGUUUCUUAUUUUAGUUUUAUUUUUAUUAUUUUCACAUAGCCACAUGCAUUUUCUUCAGUUUGUCUGAUCUGGAUUGGAUCACAAGGUUCUUUUCUUUUCUGUUUCUACUUUGAAGAACAGUACGAGAGAAAGUGAAAGGGAAGGGGUCUUUGGUGGGGUUAAAAGCUUGACAAAUCUCUUCUUUCUUUGUUGGGAGAGCAAUCUUUGGUUGCUUGGAAGAAAAGGAGAAAGAAAGAAUCAGGGGGGAAUAGUCUACUUCUGCUGUGCUUACAUUGCUGGGGGCUUUUGAGUUGAAAUUGAGAUUUUUAGAGUUGAAUGAUUGAGAUUGGGUUUCAAUAGGAAUAGCUGGUCUUGGAAUUGAUAGCACAUUUUGACUCCUGAGGCAUGGCGGGUAUUGAUGUUUCUAAGUAUGCACAUAGCGCUGUGCACAAGGCUGUUGCCACGAGGGAUUAUGCCAGUCUCAGGAGGAUACUUGCUGCUCUCCCACGUCUUGGUAAUCCGGCAGAGAUUCGAACAGAAGCAGCCUCGUUGGCUGAGGAAGAGAAGGCUGAUGCGAUCGCUGCUGUGAUUGAUAGGCGUGAUGUUCCUAACCGGGAUACUCCUCUUCACUUGGCUGUUAAACUUGGUGAUGAAACUGCAACUGAAAUGCUUAUGGUUGCUGGUGCUGAUUGGAGCUUGCAAAAUGAACAAGGAUGGAGUGCACUUCAAGAAGCAAUUUGUAAUAGGGAAGAAGCUAUUGCUAUGAUUAUUGUUCGGCAUUACCAGCCUUUGGCAUGGGCAAAAUGGUGUAGAAGGUUGCCUCGCCUGGUGGGAACUAUGCGAAGGAUGAGAGACUUUUACAUGGAAAUCACAUUCCAUUUUGAGAGUUCUGUGAUACCUUUCAUUUCCAGAAUUGCUCCUUCAGAUACAUAUAAAAUUUGGAAGAGGGGUGCAAAUUUAAGAGCCGAUAUGACUUUGGCUGGAUUUGAUGGAUUCAGAAUUCAGCGUUCAGAUCAGAGUAUUCUUUUCCUUGGUGAUGGUUCUGAGGAUGGGAAGGUUCCUCCUGGAUCACUUUGUAUGAUCUCACAUAAGGAUAAAGAGGUGAUAAAUGCUUUGGAUGGUGCUGGUUCUCAAGCAACUGAGGAAGAAGUUCGACAAGAAGUGGUUGCAAUGUCUCAGACUAAUAUAUUCAGGCCUGGGAUAGAUGUGACGCAAGCAGUUCUUAUGCCACAAUUGACAUGGAGGCGACAAGAGAAAACAGAAAUGGUGGGUGCCUGGAAGGCUAAGGUGUAUGAUAUGCACAAUGUUGUUGUUAGCAUCAAAUCUAGGAGGGUGCCUGGGGCCAUGACAGAUGAUGAGUUCUUUGCAACUUCUAAUGAAAAUGAAACAGAGAGUGAAGAGCUCAAUGAGAUCUUGACAGAAGAUGAAAGGAGACAACUUGAAGUUGCUCUUAAGUUGGAUUCUUCAGAAAUAUCGAUUGAGAAUGGUGAUGGCAUUAUUGGGCAUCGCCAUAGUUGUUAUGAGUCUAGGGAAAUUCCCAUCGAGGAGUCCAAUGGUUAUAAAAAUGGAGAGACUAAGCCAGAAAAGAAAGGGUGGUUUGGUGGAUGGAGGAAACGGGAUUCAAAGCAAGACAUGCAGAGGAAGAUUGUGCCACCAAGAAGUUCUCUUUGUGUAGAAGAAAAGGUGAGUGACCUACUAGGUGAUUCUCCAUCUAGGAGUCAGAUCAAACCUGGUAGACAUUCUGUGGAGAUUGUGGCAAGGGAUGAUCAUCGGAGGAUAAGAGAUUCGAGAACAUCUACUUCCAUGAGUUUGGAGAGUGGUAAUCGGCGUAAGGAUAGUGGCCGUGAAAAUGAGUAUAAGAAAGGAUUGAAGCCUAUUCUUUGGCUUUCUCCAAACUUCCCACUGCAAACUGAAGAACUCCUACCGUUGCUUGAGAUUCUUGCAAACAAGGUUAAGGCGAUUCGUCGGUUAAGGGAAUUGCUCACUACAAAACUUCCAACAGGAACCUUCCCAGUCAAGGUUGCUAUCCCAGUGGUUCCAACAAUCAGAGUGAUGGUUACUUUCACAAAGUUUGAAGAAUUACAGCCUGUGGAUGAGUUCUCGACACCCCCUUCUAGCCCCACUGCUGGCCGAGAAAGCCCUGCAGCUACACAUUCCUCGGGUUCAUCUUGGUUUCAGUGGAUAAAGGCACCAUAUCACCGCCCUAGCUCAUCCAAUCAUAGCUACAAUAAGAUAGAAAAUCUUCAAGAUCCAUUUGCAAUACCUCCAGAUUAUACUUGGCUUACAGCUGAAGCAAAGAAAAAGAAGAUGCAAGAGAAGAGCAAAUCAAAGAAAGGUAAGAGUCCGAAUCAUUGAAUUUAGGCUAAGAUCCAGAUGUAUAACAAGUUCCAGCUUUCCAAAGGAACUCCAUCAGAUACCAAAUAGCAAAUAGUGUUUCAUUAAUUCUUAAAAUUUGUGUCUCUGUUAAUGAAAAAAGGAAAUAGAAACAUAGAUUACAGGGGCUGUUUUCUAUCAAGCGUGGAUAGAUUAUUGGGGCUCUUUUCUAUCAAGUGUGGAUAAUCCCUUCUGUUAUGGGAAAAUUUCGUAUAUUGUUGUGGGGAUGGAAAAAGGGUGAAAAAAUAUGUGAUUCUUACAGCAUUUGCUUGGCAUUUGGUGGGAUGUUACCCUCUUUGGAUUACUGAUUUACAUCCUUUACGUUUGACUAACUUUUGACUACAGUUACUGACAGAAUUGGCAAAGUUUUAUUCCUGGCAGCAGUGUCAAGUUUUAAUGCUCCUUUAGUUUUUAUUUAAUUUUUGUAACCAUUUAGAUAAUUUGUUAGAAGAGGUUAUUAAGUUUUCUUCUUGUGAAAUGUGUCUUUUUCUCUGUUUUUUUCCCCUUGCAUCCCAUAUGGACAGGAAUCAAAUUUAAAAGUUCUUGUUUUCUUUCUAUAAUUUAUCUGUAUUUGUUCCAUUCUUUUUGGGUACAAUGGACCGGAAAAAAAGUCCUUGCAUCUGUGCUAUUGUAAAGCAACGUUGUCCCAAAUUCUGAUGAUGGCAUGAUUGAUGGAGAUAUAAUCGAAUAUGGCAACAGUUUCAGAAUACCCUUUCGUUGAAAAACUGUGAUGCCCAUGGAGUCAAUUCAUUCAUUAUAUUAUUCUUUGUGCAUAGCUCCAUUUAUCAUAUCACAUAUUGGAGCUUUCAAGAUUCAAACACUAAAUUGAUAUUUCAAGAAGUCUUGUUCGUAACACAGUUUCCUCACCACUACCGUAGAGUCAAAUUCUGUUUUCACCUCAAUCAUUGCUUAUUCUUAAUGCUGUGAAUGUUGGAAAUGCAAUUGGAAGGAUCCAGUUGAAUCUAGAGCAAAAACAUUUUUGGAUAACUGUGACUUUGAUUUUGAUGCUUUGAGUCUGGUCUGACUGGCCCUUUUUCCCUUCAUUGAAUUACCAACCUAUUGUAAGGUUCUUGACCUAAAGGGCCACCAAACAAAAGUCUCUUUGGUUGCAUGGUAGAGGAAUUUCUAUGGUAUUGUAAUUGCGUUUUAUCGUUGGAUUUUUUUUUUUUUGGUUGUACCGUAAUUGCAUUUUAUGAUUGAAUCUUUUAAGAGUACAAUUAUAAAACUACAUAUAGCGAACGAUGGGAGUUCUCUCAUUAUGCAUCCGAAUGAAACUUUAGUGCUGAUAAGAGUAAGCACCUUGGUCUUUGAUGGUGUGCCUCUUUCAUUGAAACAAAGAAUUGAUAAAACAUUUUGUUUCUUUCUUCUGCCUGCCAAUGAGGCAUUGAUUACUAAAAUAACAAAUCAAGCUAGGCUAAGGCCUAACCGUCAUUUCAAAUUCACUUCACAUUCAUGUUUGGCAGACAUCAAAACCUUUUUUCAAUACUAUUUUGUAACUGUUCCAAGUUCUACAUAUACAUAUAUAAUGAAUUUGAAAAUAAUGGAAUUUGAUUAUGCUGCCGUGUGGUAAUGUGUCCAUCCAAGUAUGAAUUAAGACAAGUUUAUAAGUUUAAUAUUUCUUUAUAAAAAGUAAAGUGGCAACAAUUCAAUCAAAUAUAAAAGCAUCUUAGCAAUCAUGUUUUAUGUUAGUGCUGUAGAGGCGUGUGCAUUUAUGCUAUGAUUGUGGUAAUGAGCAAAGAUUUCGACAACUUGUCUU